Molecule: messenger RNA, 2309 nt
Organism: Colossoma macropomum (tambaqui)
Lineage: Eukaryota; Metazoa; Chordata; Actinopteri; Characiformes; Serrasalmidae
Gene: spsb4a
Product: splA/ryanodine receptor domain and SOCS box containing 4a
Exons: 3
Coding region: 426-1259 (277 amino acids)
Biological process (GO): proteasome-mediated ubiquitin-dependent protein catabolic process
Cellular component (GO): SCF ubiquitin ligase complex
Molecular function (GO): protein binding
Source: RefSeq, a predicted model, not a curated record
GAGGGAGGGGGGUAACAUCUCAGGGGCAGAAGCUUUCUUUUCUACCCCCCUCAGCAGGAGCAGAGAGCCAGAGAAAGGAAGAAAGAAAGAGCAGUGAAGAGAAGAGGAGAGCAGAGGCAGCGUGCUUUUUUUCCGAAAAGAAAGGAGCUUGGGGUUUUCCUUCUCUCGGUUUUGCUUUGCGCCGCUUCUUCCUUUGGAGGAUCGCCGGACGGGAGAGUGGACUUACAGCGGACGGGACUUCCACGACUGGCUCCAUCGAAGCUGCAUGAAGCCAGCAUCUGUCAGCCCCUGCCACAUUCAGCGGCUCUUGGCCUGACACCCCAGCGCUUUGAUGAGGUAACAGCAGGCACCAGCCGACCGACCCACCCAACUUAGCUCCACCCCCUUUCCCCACCCCUUCCCCUCUCCCCCUCCACUGAGGAACCAUGGGUCAGAAGAUCUCUGGCAGUAUCAAGUCAGUGGAUGUGCGGGGUGAGCCCUCAUACCGCCCACUGCGAAGGGAGCUCCGUGGGCCGGACUUCUUCAAGCCAGCCCGGCUGGACCUGCUGCUUGACAUGCCACCGGCACCCUAUGAGCUGCAAUUGAGGCACGCAUGGAAUGCUGAUGACCGCUCACUCAACAUCUUCAUCAAGGAAGAUGACAAGCUGACCUUUCACCGGCACCCUGUGGCCCAAAGUACGGACUGCAUCCGCGGGCGUGUGGGAUACACACGGGGCCUCCAUGCCUGGCGCAUCCACUGGCCUGCACGCCAGCGGGGCACACAUGCUGUAGUGGGAGUGGCCACCGCUGAGGCACCCUUGCACUCGGUGGGGUACACGUCCCUGGUGGGCAGCGACAGCGAGUCCUGGGGCUGGGACCUGGGCCGCAACAAGCUCUACCACAACAGCAAGAACCGGCCGGCCUCGUCGGCACCCACAUACCCCAGCUUCCUAGAACCCGAGGAGGCCUUUGUGCUGCCCGACACCCUGGUGGUGGUGCUGGACAUGGACGAGGGCACACUCAGCUUCAUGGUGGAUGGACAGUACCUGGGUGUGGCUUUCAGAGGGCUCAAAGGGAAGAAGCUGUACCCUAUUGUCAGUGCUGUUUGGGGACACUGUGAGAUCACCAUGCGCUACAUCAACGGCUUGGAUCCGGAACCCCUGCCUCUGAUGGACCUGUGUCGGCGUGCGGCACGACUGGCCCUGGGUCGGGACCGACUGCAGCAGAUCGAGACUCUCCCUCUGCCCCAAUCUCUGAAGAAUUACCUCCAGUACCAAUGAGCUGGACAAGAAGGGCGCAUACACUCAGACUCAAAGAGCGCAGGCCUGAGGUGCAGCUACUGUAGCGCCAUUACCAGGCUGCUGAGGGCACAUGUUUACAUUGAGAGCUGUGGCUAUCUGGUGGACACUUGUGGACUAAUCCCUCCUCCCCCCUUUGAUUUCCCCCUCUUGGAAUGAUUUCUUUAAAUUAUUGAUGGUAGGAAAGAAGUAGACGUACCUCUACAUGCCUGCAGCACCCCCUGCUGGUGGGUGACGUGUAAAGUCUCUCCCUGGACGUUGCAGCACAUACCUCGACGCUUGGGAAAGCACACUAACCUUGGGAUGCCUUUGAGAGCUUACAGCGAUGCUCCUAUGUUCCAGAAGCCAGGCAGCCUGCGAGGCAAAGCCUCGGGAGGCUGCAGCCCGCAAGCCAAGCACCUAGAGGCCAGACUUAGCAGAUGCUGUCGAGCCUUUUGCACCUCUUGGUGGCAGUGCAGUGUCCCAGAUGGUGCCGAGCAGGUCUUACCCCACGCACAACAAUGACAACAGGCCAUCGCUAGCCCACAUUAUCCACAAUGCUACUGAGACUGCUAAGACUGACAGAACUUACGUAGUACCUUAAGGAAAGUAGGUUAACAGGUGUAUACAUGCAACAUAAAUACUCCAAAAAAGUAUCGAGCAUUUUCUUUUCCUUUUUAUUCUUUUCUAUUCCUGAGUUUGUACCCUAAUUUUAAUGCGUGUGCAUCUCCUCCCAGGCUGAUGGUUAUGAUGAUGACUAUACUGCGAUGUUAUUGCUAUGUUUUAUUUAUCUGGAUCUAGUUCCUUUUUAAAGAGUAUGAGGGUGUGCUAACUGGAGCACCCUCAGAAAUCCAUCACGUAUGGCUUUUUAUUUGAAACCGUGAUGCUGCUUUUAUUAUUAUUAUUAUUAUUAUUAUUGUUAUUAUUAUUAUUAUUAUUGAUACUAGUGUAUCUGCCUGAUCAGAUGGAAGACCUUCUGUGGCAAACAGUGGAAUGUAAGGACAUCGCUGAUGUUAGCAUAUUCGAAAUGUGAAUAAAAUCCAAGUGAAUGAG